Molecule: messenger RNA, 264 nt
Organism: Rotaria socialis
Lineage: Eukaryota; Metazoa; Rotifera; Eurotatoria; Philodinida; Philodinidae
Source: the annotation of a GenBank genome assembly
AUGGGUAACGAUGUUAAAUCGCGUCUUCAUUUAAAUAAAAAACAAAAUCGUUCCGAACAAAUUAAAGCUACAAAUGAUGCAGCUCCAAGCUCAAGUAAUGGUAGUGAUCCAGUGGAUCAAACAAUUAUGAGUGCUCCAAGUCGUGCUCGUGCAGCUCAAGCUAAGCCAACAAGUGCUACUAGUGCUACUAGUGCACCAGCAACUGGUGGUCGUGAUGCCGAAGCAGAAAAUCCGCCAACUACUGCAGCUCGUGGUCGUAACUAG